This is a messenger RNA of Hypanus sabinus (Atlantic stingray), 8974 nucleotides long. It is a transcript of the gene lmbrd1, whose product is annotated as LMBR1 domain containing 1. NCBI's taxonomy places the organism in Eukaryota, Metazoa, Chordata, Chondrichthyes, Myliobatiformes, Dasyatidae. The transcript has 16 exons. Gene Ontology annotation, cellular component: vacuolar membrane. The record is from RefSeq and is a predicted model, not a curated record. Gene Ontology annotation, biological process: protein localization to vacuole. Bases 85 to 1716 code for a protein of 543 amino acids.
GCACGUCGCCGGUGCGCGAGUACGUAGAGGAGCGGUUGCGUAUACACGUCGCUGUUGCUGGGAGGUGGCGGUGACUGUUCGGAAAUGGGAUCGGUGCUCACCGAGGCCGUAUGGGGAUGGUCCAUAUUCACCCUCGUCUUGCUGGCAAUUCUAGUAUUCUGCUGGAUAUAUAUCCGCCGAUACCAGAGUCAACAAGAAAGUGAGGUUGUCUCCACCAUAACUGCAAUAUGUGCACUUGCUCUUGCACUGAUCACUUCAGCCUUGUUACCGGUUGAUAUAUUCCUUGUAUCUUACAUGAAGGACUCCAAAGGAUCUUACAAGGAAUGGGCAGCAGAUAACAUUACAAGGAAGAAUAUUGAAGACACUGUCUUGUAUGGAUAUUACACCUUGUACUCCAUCAUCCUUUUCUGUGUCUUCCUGUGGAUUCCAUUUGUUUACUUUUACUAUGAAGAGAAGGAGGAUGUUGAACCUAACAAAUGCGCACAAGUGAAGAAUGCAUUGAUGUAUACCAUGGGAUUUGUGUUUGUCUGCUCCAUUCUUCUCUUAAUUGGUGCUUUUGUUCCUUUGAAUAUUCCAGCAAAUCAAAACUCUACAGAAUGGGAAAAGGUGAAAUUUCUUUUUGAAGAGCUAGGAAGCAGUCAUGGUCUGGCUGCCUUGUCUUUUUCCGUAAGCACACUGACCUUGAUUGGGAUGCUAGCGGUUAUAACUUACACAGCUUACGGCAUGUCUGCAUUGCCACUAAAUCUGAUAAGAGGUACAAGGAAUGUGGUGUAUGAACGAUUGCAAAAUACUGAAGACCUUGAAGAAGUGGAACAGCAAAUAGAGAAAAUUAAAUCUAAGUGCAAAGAUGGUCGCCCUCUGUCCACAAAAGACCGUAGAGCUUUACAGAAACUAGAAGAAAAGUUGCGAACUCUUAGAAGAAGAGGCAGACAUCUGGAAACAGCUGAGCAAAGUUGCUGGUUGAAAAUUUGUUGUGCUCUUCGACCUCUUAAGAUUGUUCUAGGAACAGUUUUCAUCUUGGUGGCUCUUCUAUUUGUGGUUGCUCUCUUUCUUUCAAACUUGGAUAAAGCACUACAUUCGAUGGGUUUUGAUUCUGGAUUUAUAAUAUUUGAAACUAACUUGGGAAAUCCUUUAAAUGAAUUAUUGCUUGUUCUACAGACAGUAUUUCCAUUGGAUUAUAUCCUGAUUGCUAUCAUUACAAUGUACAUAGUCUUCACAUCCAUGGCAGGGAUCCGAAACAUGGGCAUCUGGUUUUUCUGGAUAAGGCUGUACAAGAUUAGACCAGGCAGAACGCGCCCCCAAGCUCUCCUUUUUCUUUGUAUGAUUCUGCUCCUGAUCAUUCUUCACACAAGUUAUAUGAUCUACAGUCUUGCACCCCAGUAUGUUAUGUAUGGAAGCCAAAAGUAUCAAGAGCAUGUGAACCAGACAGUAUCCAACUCAAAGCAAGAAGAUUCAAAUACAACCUGGGUAACAAAGAUGUGUGAUUCAAAGGCACCUGAGGAUCAAUGCACCGUUACAAGAACAUACCUCUUCCUUCACAAGUUCUGGUUCUUCAAUGUUGUUUACUACUUUGGCAACUGGGCAUUCAUUGCAGUCUUCGUAAUUGGGCUAAUUGUCUCUUGUUGCAAAGGAAAGCGAUCAGUCAUUGAGGGGGAAGUAGAUGAUGAUGAUUCAGACUUGAGUGAUGACGAUUUCAUGGAGAGACAGCAAGCUUAAUUCCAUGAUGCAUAUGUGUGAAAAGAAUCUUCAUAUUCCAGUAUUUAUGACAGUAUGGAAAAUCUAUUUCAUUUGUUCCUCUUUUGAGUGAAAACUUUGAAAAAGGGGUCUAGGUGGUGUGUGAAGUUAAAUAAAAUUGAAUAAAUGUUAACUUCAAAACUUAAGCAAUAUUUCGCAAAGGCAUUGGAAUGGGAUUCUAUCAUUCUUAAACAGCCUCAAAUGAAGCAAGAUAAUUUGUUGAUCUCUGCACUCAAUCUCUGGAAUUACAUAUCUUGUGUUUUUUGCCACUUGCCGUGAAGUCACAGACUUGGGUAAAAUAUGCUCUUUUUAGCUUGGAUGCAUACAAAACUAACUAGUGUAAUGUAUGUUUUGGUUAACUGUUUUCCUGAUAAAUUUAACUUGGGUAAUCACUGACUGCCAAGUUCAAUUGAGCAGCUUACAAAGGUUAUCUAAUGUGAUGUAGAAGUUGUUAAUUUUAUAAUAAAACUACUACAGAAGCAUAUAGGAUUUUUUGUUUUACCUUUUCUGUCAACCAUGGUGUUACACAGACUACCUCCCACUAUCCCUCGUACUUUUGUCAUUGUGUUGCCAGGUGUCAAUCCUUGUGGUGUAGCAUCGUGUGUUGGAGUCAUACACCACUUAAAAAUGAGGCAUGUUGCUGUGGCUUUUGAUCUUUUGUUUAUUCUUCUCAAUUUUAUUUCACCUAGAAGUGACAUUAAAGUGAAGGCAACAAGUUGAAAUGUGGCCACAAUAGAUAAUUUACAUCCUUGAUCACUGCAUCAAAAUGAUUAGAACAGUUAACAAAGUUCCAUAUUGCCUCCAUGGAUAAUGUAAUAUGUGGAGGAAGCUCUGACCUGGAACAAUCAUAGCUGAUAACAUAUACAUUAUAAAUGUUUUUGAACUUGCUGACAUUGUCAGUUGAGCUUCAUUGUAAUAUUAUUUGUAUAUUAAUGCAAGGAAUCAUGUAUAAAGAAUCGGAAUCAAAGUUCAAAUUUAUUAUCAAAAUACUGUAUGUAUACCACAUACAACCUUUAGAUUCAUCUUGCAAGCACCCACAAAACAAAGAAACAUAACAUAAUCCAUGCACAACAAAGACUGACAGAUUUACAGUGUACAAAAGAGGGCAAAUCAUGCAAGUAGUUUAUUUAAAGAAAGGAAAACAAGUAAUACAUAAAACAUGAGCUGCAGAGUCCUUGAAAGUGAGUCCCUCGGCUUUGGAGUCAGUUCAACACUGAGGUGAGUGAAGCCGGUCCAGGAGCCCAAUGGCUGCAAGGCAACAACUGCUCUCGAACUUGGCAGCAUGGAACCCAAGAUUUCUGCACCUCCUGCUCAACCUGGCUGUAUGCUUAGAGUCUGUGCAGGGCAGUUGGCCGGGGUCUUCAUGGACAUUUUCAAUCUGUCCCUGGCCCAGGCAGUUGCUCCCACAAGCUUCAAGAUCACCACCAUCGUGCCAGUGCCGAAGCAUUCCACUGCUUCGAGCCUGAAUUACUUCCACCCAGUUGCACUCUCCCCCAUCAUUGCAAAGUGCUUUGAGAGACUGGUUCUAUCACAUCUGAAAUCCUGUCUGCCCACUACCCUGGACCCCCAUCAAUUUGCCUAUUGCACCAACAGGUCAACAAGAGGACGCCAUCUCCAUGGCACUUCACUCUGCCCUGACCUACCUGGACGGCCCCAACUCUUAUGUCAGAAUACUGUUCAUUGACUUCAGUUUGGCAUUCAAUACAGUGAUCCCCUCCAAGCUGAUCGCCAAAUUUCACCAGCUUGGUAUCAGCUCACCCCUCUGCAGCUGGACCUUGGACUUUGACAAUCAGACCCCAAUCUGUUAAGUUAGGGAACCUCUCAACCUCCACUCUCACCCUGAAUACCAGCAUGCCUCAAGGCUGUGUGCUGAGCCCUUGUCUGUCCUCCCUUUUCACCUAUGACUGCAUUCCUGUACAUGGUUCUUAUUCCAUAAUCAAGUUCUCAGAUGACACCAGGGUGGUUUGCCUGAUCAGGGGUGAUGACAAGACGGCCGACAGGGACGAGGUCCAGCACCUGGCCACGUGAUGUGCCAACAACAACUUGGCACUUAAGACUCAGAAGACCAUGGAGAUCAUUGUGGACUUCAGGCAUGCUUGGAGUCACCCUCAUGUCCCCAUCUACAUCAAUGGAGCUGCAGUGGAGCAUGUAUCAAGCUUCAAUUUCCUUGGUGUCCACAUUUCCGAUGAUCUUAUCUGGUCCCUGAGCUCCUCCAUCCUGAUGAAAAAGGCGCAAUAGUGCCUUUAUUUUCUGUGGAGCAUCAAGAAAGCUCACCUCUGUCCCAGGAUACUGACGGACUUUUACGGCUGUACCAUUGAGAGCAUACUCACCAACUGCAUCUCAGUGUGGUAUAGCAAUUGUCCCAUAUCGGACCGCAAAGCACUCCAGUGGGUGGUGAAAAUUGCCCAUUGGAUAAUCGGCACCCAGUUGCUCACCAUUGAGAACAUCUACCAUAAGCGCUGCCUGGGCAGGGCGAGAAGCAUUAUCAAGGAUGCAUCUCACCCUAACCAUGGACUUUUGACUCUCCUUCCAUCCAGUAGGUGCUACAGGAGCCUCCACUUCCACAUCAGCAGGUUCAGGAAGAGCUUUUUCCCUGAGGCUGUGACCUUGCUGAACCUCACAUCACAGUGCUAAGCGGUAUUGCACCCCUAUUGUACUGACCCAGUACUUUUAUAUCUGUAUGCUGUAGCACUUUUUAUUCACAGUUAUUUUGUAAAUAACACUUGCAUCUGGUUAGAUGCUAAUUGCAUUUCAUUGGCUUCGUAUCUGUACUUGACAAUAAAGUUUAAUCUAAUCUAAUCAAUGGUAGUAGCAAGAAGAGAGGGAGACGGGUCAAAUGCAGGCAGACAGUGCUGGAUACUGGUUCAUUUUCUACUCUCUUCCUUCCAUGCUUUAAUCGGCAUAGGGUAAUGUAGCUGAGCAUGAGUAUGUAUUCGGCUUUCAGGUAUAUGGAGGAAUUUAAUGUGGGGGGAUAUAUGGAGGCAGGGGUCAAGGGUCAGCAGAACAUUGUGGGCCAAAGGGCCUGUACUAUGCUGUACUAUUCUAUGUUCUAUGUUCAGGCCUUGAUACAGUAUCCACCUCCAGCAAUGGACAUACCUGCAUUCUCAAAAGUACAUUUCUUAAGGGAAAUUACAGUCUGCCGAUUGCAGUGAUCGUAGUUCAGAAGAAAUGUAUCUAGGAGAGUAUUGGGUAGUUUCUUGAGCUGCCUGCAAAAUGUUACCCACACCAUCUUGCUCAGGUUUGUUGUCACUACUGUUAGUGUAGAAUUUGCAGUUUUAUUUCAGCAGCACUGUGCAGGCAUAAUAAAUAACUAUAAAUUAAAGAAUUAAAAUAGUGCAAAAGUAGAACAGUGAGGUAGUGUUCAUGGACCAUUCAGAAAUCAUAUGUCAGGGGGAAGAAACAAUCCUUGAAACAUUAGUUGUGGGCCUAGCCACUUGUACCUCCUCCCUAGUGGUAGUAAUGAGCAGAAGCCAUGUCCUGGACAGUGAGAGCUCUUAAUGAUGGAUGCUGCCUCCUUGAGCUAGUGCCUUUUGAAGAUGUCCACAAUGGUGGGGAGGCCUGUCCUUAUGUUGGAGCUGGCUGAGUCCUCAACCCUCUGAAGUCUCUCUCAUUCAUGUGCAAUGCCAUCUCCAGACAGUAAUACAACCAGUCAGAAUGUUCUCCAUGGUACAUAUAUUGGCAUUUUUUUGGUAAGAUACUAAAUCGACUCAAACUCCAAAUGAAGUGCAGCUGCUGGCAUGCCUUUGUUAUGGUUGCAUCAAUAUGGUGAGCCCAGGAUAGGUUCUCUGAGAUGUUGACACCAAGAACUUCAAACUGUCCUAUGAAGGGUCUUAACCCAAAGUGUCAACUGUUUACUGUUUUCCAUCGAUACUGUCUGGCCUGCUGAGUUCCUCCAGCAGUUUGUGUAUGUUGUUUGGAUUCCAACAUCUGCAGAUUUUCUCAUGUUUGUGAACUUGUAACUGUUCUUCAUUUCCAUUGCUGACCCUUCAAUGAAAAUUGGUGUGCCUUCUCCAGAUUUGCCCUUCCAAGCCUACAAUAAGUUCUUAGGUCUUGUUAUGUUGAGUGCAGCUAAUAGAUAUUGUUUCCAUAACAAGCAAUGUUUACCAUAACUGAUAAUAACAUCAAACAAAAUGUUAUAAAUAUCAUUGCUGGAUUUUGUUAAAGUUUUGCCAUAUUAAAAAAAACUAUUAAAGGAACUCAAUGGGUCAAGCAGUAGAUAGAUAGAUAUUUUAUUGAUCCCAGAGGAAUUAGUGUCAGAGGUACAAGUGUACAGAUUUACAAAUAUACAAAUAUUAGAAGAGAAGUAAGUGUAAAAGAUAAGUUGCCUCAAACAGUCUUAACAGGAGGGGAUCAUCGCUUCCUCAGCUAUAGGUUGGCUCAUUAUAGAACCUAAUGGUUGAGGGUAAGAAUGACCUCAUAUAGCACUCUUUGGACCAGUGCAGUUUUCUUAGUCUAAUACUAAAAGUUCUGUGGAGACAUUGGGAGAGCCCUGAUAAAGGGCCUCAACCCAAAAUGUUGACUAUCUCUUUGCCUCUACAGAUACUGCUCAACUCACUGCAUUCCUCCAGCAUUUUGAAUAUUGCUUUAUAAAGUUUUUGUUAAUAUGGAAAUGACUAGUGGCUUCCAUACCAAAGAAUGGAUGCUGUUUAAUACAACCAAGAUCAACAAAAUCUCAAAUGAUGUUAUUAUUCAGUUAUCUAGUACAUUUGAAAGGCAAUACCUCAGACAACGUUGAGUUAGUACCUAUCACGCCCUGGAUCUGAGGCUGCAGCCGCAAGUAGCAAAAAGCCAAACUGUAUCAUGAAGAGAGGACAAUUCAAAUAGAAAAUUUUAAUCAUUUUGUUGCACUCAAAAUCUAUUUGUUAAAGCAGUAUUAGUCACAGAUGCUCUGAACUCUGACUUGCUGAUUAGAGACCCAGAGGCCAGGAUAAAAAACCUCCACCUCAGUAAACUUUGAAGCUGAAUUCAGUAACAUCAGGUAACUAAAGUACUGUCCCCAGAGAAAUUUGUGAGAUCAGUUUCAAACCCAGAUGGAUUACUAAGAUCUAAUGUAACAAGUUAUCACAUUGCUAACUCUUUAGUAUGGUGAGAUGAUAUAUUAAUAUAAAUGUAGUUUGAGAAAACAGUUAAUUUCAUAAAGUGUAAGCAUAAUGAGUGAUCUCAUCCUUGUCCAUAUUAUUAUUAAAACUGUUCCAGCAAAGUAUUCAGCAUGUUUAUUCCGAAUGUUUAAUCAGACUACUGGGAUGAAAACUAAGUUCCUUCAAAUUUUCUAUUACAUCUUUCAAAUCCCCUACUUGGUAACUAGCAAGGUAUUUUUGAACUGUAAUCUUGAUCUUACCAUAAGAGUUAGAGCUCAGAUUUUCCUUCAUGGAGUGCCUAUGUCACAAUGUAACACAUACAUUUGCUUUAUUUUUGAAUUAUGUAUAUGAACUAUAUAAUAUUACCACAGUCCAAUUAUUGUGAUGUUAUGUGGGUUCGUAUGUUUAUGCAGUUAGUUAUCCUGAGCUGCAUUUGCUUUACAAUGUCUAUAGAAAGUGGAUGACAAAACAUGAGAUUUCAAAAAAAAACCUUGUAAAAAUUUGUUGGUGUCUUGAUGGUUCCCUGUAAGAAUUACUGUGCCUAUAAAAAGUAUUCAUCCCCCUUGGAAGUUUUAAUAUUUUAUUGUUUUACAACAUUGAAUCAUGAUGGAUUUAAUUUGUAUUGAAGGUCCAACUGCUGGUGAGUCUGUAUCUUGGCAAAAACUACAUCAUGAUGAAAAAAGAAUGCUUCAAGCAACUCCACAAAAAGUUUUUUGAAAAGCACAAGUCAGGAGAUGGAUACAAGGGAAUUGCCAAGUCACUGAAUCUCCCUUGGAGUGCAGUUAAAUCAAGAAGUGGAAAGAAUAUGGUACAACUGUACAACUGCCGAGAGCAGGCCAUCCUCAAAAAUUGAAUGACCAUGCAAGAAGAGGACGAGUGAAGGAGGCCACCAAGAGACUCAUGACAACUCUGGAGAAGUUGCAAGCUUCAGUGGCUGAGAUGGAAGAGACUGUUGCUUCACCAGUUGCAGCUUUAUGGGAGAGUGGCAAAGAGCAUAAAAUCUCGAUUAACAUAAAGCCAAAGCUACACAGGAAUUGCUCAAAAACAGCAAAAUUAAUGUCCUGGAGUGGUCAGAGUCCAGACCACAAUCCAAUUGAGAAUUUGUGGCUGAACUUUGCCCCAAAAGGAUUGUUUGCUCAUAAUCCCCAUGCAAUCUUUGACAGUACUUCAGUAGUUUUGUAAAGAGUGAGGGAAUAAUUGCAGUGUCCGGAUGUGCAAAGCUGUUAGAGACCUAUCUACACAGACUCAAAACUCUUAAUUGCUGCCAAGGGGGUGAAUACUUAAGUAAUCAAUUAUGUUGUGUUUUAUAUUUAUAGGUAAUUUAGAUCACUUUGUUGAGAUCUGUUUUCACUUUGUCAUGAAAGUCUGUUUCUGUUGAUUAGUAUCAAAAAUAAGCCAAAUUAAAUCCACUGUGAUUCAAAGUUGUAAAACAAUAAAACAUGAAACUUCCAAGGGGAGAGGGUGAAUACUUUUUAUAAGCACAGUAAAUUGGAUAAAAUAAUCUACCUACAGGAGGAUAGGAUUAAGAGUAUGUUGAUUUUAAACUUCCUUCUCAAAUAUGUGCCAGUUAAUGCUUUAAAUGUUAAAGGAAGUACAGUGUUUAAAGCUUGUUUGAAUGGGAACCAUUACACCUAGAAAAUUAAUAUUCUGAUUUGCAUUGUAGGUGUAUGCCCUUGUGUCUCAGUGAUUUUUGAAGAAACAACUCAGAGUUACACUUUAUUUUACUGACAUUUAUGAUGUACUUAAAACCCAUCUGAAGGGAAAAAAUGAAAACUAGCCCUUUGUGAAAUGAGAUUUGUACAAAAGACCUUGUCAAUCUGUCUUUUUACUCCACCAGGUGAUCCUUUAUAAUUUGAAAUAAUUAAGGAUCUCACUUGGCAUCUUCUCUGUGAUAGAGAAAAACAAUUCAGAGUAAUUAGAUUUUGCAUUGUGAUUAUAUUGGAUGCUUUAGAAUGAAAGAAAAUUGAUGUGGAGCCCAGAAUAAUUGUGCAUAUGCUGGUGAAUUUGCUAGACACUUAGAUUUUUUUAAUCAAAGGUUUAGUAGCUUCAAACUGAAUUUUACACAAAUAUAAAAUAGUAAUUUUAUAUAACUAAGUGUGUGUAUCUAUUCAAGUGAACAAAACUAUUCUGUAAAUCAUCAGAAUAAAAAUAUGGGAAACUGA